Messenger RNA from Notolabrus celidotus (New Zealand spotty), 2858 nucleotides. Its product is annotated as calmodulin-regulated spectrin-associated protein 2-like. Gene Ontology annotation, molecular function: spectrin binding; calmodulin binding; microtubule minus-end binding. Gene Ontology annotation, biological process: cytoplasmic microtubule organization; neuron projection development; negative regulation of microtubule depolymerization. The record is from RefSeq and is a predicted model, not a curated record. Gene Ontology annotation, cellular component: microtubule minus-end. NCBI's taxonomy places the organism in Eukaryota, Metazoa, Chordata, Actinopteri, Labriformes, Labridae.
AUGAAUCAGACUCAUGGUGUGCUGCAGGUUAAGGAUCCGUUUUCUCCAACCAAGUGGUACAUGAAGCUUGUGCCUGCUCGCUACAGGAAGGAGCAGACGUCGACUCAGCCGCUCCCCUGGAUCCCUCCUGUGGACAACCUGCUGAAAGACAGCACUGACGGCUCGGCGCUCGGGGCGAUGCUGCACUUCUACUGCCCUCAGCUGCUGCCGUUAGAAGACGUCUGCCUGAAGGAGAACACGACGCUGGCCGACCGGCUCUACAACCUGCAGCUCGUUCAGGACUUCUGCAAAGACAACCUGAGCAGCUGCUGCCACUUCAGCCUGGAGGACAUGCUGUACGCCUCCUCCACCAUCAAGAAUAACUACCUGGUGUUCAUGGCAGAGCUGUUCUGGUGGUUUGAGGUGGUCAAGCCGUCUUUUGUGAAACCACGAAUGCUGGACAAUGAAGGCUCAGAGCCCUCAUCCUUGUUGAAGAGUAUUUCAGCCAUCCCCAUCUCCAAAGCAACAAAGAGGAGCUUCAUGGAGAGACCCCCAAGUCCUGAAAGACCCAGUUUGCCCCUCAGACCUCAGCCUCGACACUCAGGAGAGAUCAAAAGGUCGACCUCCAUGUCCUUUGUGGAUGGAAACCUUGGCACCUGGCCCAAAGAGAAAAGGUCCGGGCCUUACGGAGUAUCUUUUGACAUCCCCUUCGACAAAGAUGACUCUGCUCCCGCUCCUCUGUCGUCCACACGUGGCAUGGUGAGGUCCGUCAGCACUGACGAUGGUUCAGGCUUCAGGGUCCAGCACCUCCCCAGGGGGAUGAAGCGUAACCUCUCCUUCCAGCCGGUGAACGGGAAGAGCGUCGGCAUUGAGGAGGAGGGCUGCCCGGACAGCCUGGCUGGAGAGGAGCCCAGCAGGCGAGCGUUCCCCAACGGGCAUGGGAGCGCCGUAGAAACAACCCCCUCCAUUGAGGAGGCCCUCCAGAUUAUCCACAGCCCGAACAGGCCUCAAGUGGAGGGCAUCAACAACGGGUUCUUUCUGCACAGUCAGGAGCACCGGGCUGCUGUCGGCGGCUUGGAGCCCUUGUCAGAAUCAGGGCCUCUGAGCACCGCGGACACCACGGAGGUCGACACCGGCAUCCACAUCCAGACAGACGACAUGCUGGAUGAGGACUCCUCUCUGAAGGACUGCUCCAUGAACAUGGACCUGGAUAUGGACACGCCGAGCCCCUGCCCGAGCAGUCAGAGCAAAUCCCCCUCAGGAGCGAAGAUGACCAGCUUCGCCGAGCAGAAGCAGAAGAAGCACGUUCCAUCGGCGCCGGACUCGGGGCGGUGCAGCAGCAGCUCCCUCAAGACCACGCCUGAAGGCUCUGAGUUCUGCCUCCCCUUAUCCGUCUCCUGGGCCCCGACCCCCGAGCACAGUCCCAUCCAUCAACAAACCACACCGCCGCUUACGGCUCAAGCUUCCCCUACACCCGUGCAACUUCCACCCAACGACCCCGCCCAGGUCAUGGCGACAGAGAUGGUGCAGCUGAGGAUGAGGCUGGAGGAGAAACGCAAAGCCAUCGAAGCGCAGAAGAAGAAAGUGGAGGCUGCGUUCACGAGGCACCGUCAGAAGAUGGGCCACUCCGCGUUCCUCAACGUGGUGAAGAGGAAAGGAGACGGAGCGGCCAGCGGGGAGGACGCAGGGAAAGCUGAGAGUCCAAGUCCGACCUUUAAAUUUGGGAGGAGGAAGGCGGACACACCUGAUGGGGCGGAGCAGAGCAGCACCGCCUCCUGCUGGACGAAGUCUCCAGGUGCAGGAGAGGAAGGAGGGCAGAGCCAUGUUCAGCCCACUGAGGUGGACCUCACAGAGUACACUCACUCCAUAGAUAAACUCAACCACUCCUUGGCCUUCCUGCAGACGGAGAUGCAGCGUCUGGCUCAGCAGCAGGAGGUCAUCAUGGCGAUGAGGGAGCAGCAGCAUCAGCAGGCGUGGGUCAUCCCUCCGUCUCACACGACGCCAUCGCCGCAGAAGCACGGACGAGCCGGAGCCGUCACACGAUCCUCAGGACCCUCUUCUCCAGCCGACUCCCCUCGCUCCACGCACCGCUCCCCGACCAGCAUCAAACGCAAAUCUGCCUCCUUCCACUCACGUAACCCUCGCACCGCUCGUCCCAGCGAGUUAAAGCUGGCCCCUUACAACCGAGUCCUGACCGCCCCCCAGUCCGUAGACAGCAUCCCCAGGUUACGCCGGUUUUCUCCCUGCCAGCCUUUGGCCAGUUCCUUCGUUUACAUGGGGGAGAAACCUGCUAAAGUAGCCUCAAGUAAGGAUAAACACAAGGACUCAGAGUCACCGGAGAGGGAGCUCACCUGUACAUUUGUAGCACACACACCUCCAAGCUCCCCCAAAACCCUGCAGAACAAAAGAGAACACACUGAUUCAAAAGCCAAAUCCCAGGAACCAGACGCACCGGGUCUCUCCACGGACAUGAACACAGCUCCAGAUCUCAAACAGACCACCGGGUCAUCGUUUCCAGAGGUUCUGGCUCAUCCUGUGGUAGAGACCUUCACAGUGACACCUACAGAGAUCCCUCCUCAGUCAGAGACCUCGGGCCAAGUCAAGACCAACCUGAUUGAGGUUCCUCUGUCAGUCAUGAAGCCUCUGGAGGAUCUGACCCUCGAUGAUGAGCUGGAGGGGCAGCAGGGUCACGAGGAAGGCUCAGAUCAGGAUCCCAAGAUGUGCCGGGGUUUCUUCUUUAAGGAGGACGGAAAGGCCGAUGGGAACAUGGCUCAGAAGAGAGCAGCGCUGUUGGAGAAGAGGAUGAGGAGGGAGAAGGAGACCCAGCAGAGGAAGAUGCAGCAGGAGGCGGAGCUAGAGCCGAAGAAGGAGGAAGCUCG